AUGGUUUACCAAACUGAUUUAGUUAUCAUUGGUGUUUCUGCUGGUUUGGCCCUUGGAAUUCUGAUAUCAUGCCUCAUAUUUUUUGGCAUAAGGUGGUACAAGAAACGUGCUGCUCAUCUUAGACUAUCUGCAAAUGAUUCUAGUGGAACAACUCUUCCAAUACGAACAAAUGGGUUGGGAACAAGUACGGACUUUAGUGCAUCACUAAAUAGUUCCAUAGCCACAUCAAGGUCAGACAAUCUUAAGAAAAAUUCCCAUUUCAAUUGGUGGAGUCAUAAAAACAAAGACCGGUUUGCGUCAGCAUCAGGCAUUCCAAAGUAUUCAUACAGAGAAAUUCAAAAGGCCACACAGAAUUUCACGACAACCUUGGGACAAGGAUCAUUUGGGACAGUUUAUAAAGCGACAAUGCCUACAGGGGAGGUUGUAGCAGUGAAGGUGCUUGCACCCAAUUCCAAACAAGGGGAGAAAGAAUUCCAAACAGAGGUAUUUCUGCUAGGAAGACUGCAUCACCGGAAUCUUGUGAAUUUGGUUGGAUAUUGUGUAGAUAAAGGGCAACGCAUACUGGUUUAUCAGUACAUGAGUAAAGGAAGUUUAGCAAAUCUUUUAUAUGGUGAAGAAAAGGGAUUGAGUUGGGAUGAAAGGCUGCAAAUUGCUCUUGAUAUUUCACAUGGAAUAGAAUACCUUCACGAAGGAGCAAUCCCACCUGUUAUACACCGUGAUUUAAAGUCUGCCAACAUAUUGCUAGAUCACUUAAUGAGAGCUAAGGUUGCCGAUUUUGGACUCUCAAAAGAGGAGAUCUUUGAUGGCCGGAAUUCUGGUCUCAAAGGUACAUAUGGCUACAUGGAUCCCGCAUACAUUUCCACAAGCAAGUUAACAAUGAAGAGUGACAUAUACAGUUAUGGUAUCAUAGUGUUUGAGCUCAUCACUGCUAUCCACCCUCAUCAAAAUUUGAUGGAGUAUGUUAACCUUGCUGCAAUGGAUCAUGAUGGUGUAGAUGAGAUACUUGACAAGCAACUAGUGGGAAAAUGCAAUCUUGAAGAAGUGAGGCAACUUGCUAAGAUCGGACAUAAAUGCUUGCACAAAUCACCUAAGAAACGCCCCUCCAUAGGUGAGGUUUCUCAGCUCAUAUCAAGAAUAAAGCAAAGGCGACAGCGCUGUCUGACAGAAGAUAACUUGUCAUUUGCAAGCACCAACUUUUCUCGAGCUGUGAGUCGAUUAGAAGAUCGACAGGUUGAACUUGGCAGGAUGUCAACCAUUAGCCUCACAGAAACUGUAUGA
Sphenostylis stenocarpa is the source of this 1278-nucleotide messenger RNA. The record is from the annotation of a GenBank genome assembly. NCBI's taxonomy places the organism in Eukaryota, Viridiplantae, Streptophyta, Magnoliopsida, Fabales, Fabaceae.